Cucurbitaria berberidis CBS 394.84 is the source of this 1300-nucleotide messenger RNA. RefSeq names its product N-terminal nucleophile aminohydrolase. Gene Ontology annotation, biological process: proteasome-mediated ubiquitin-dependent protein catabolic process. Lineage: Eukaryota; Fungi; Ascomycota; Dothideomycetes; Pleosporales; Cucurbitariaceae. The coding region runs from base 133 to 870 and encodes 245 amino acids. The transcript has 6 exons. Gene Ontology annotation, cellular component: proteasome core complex; proteasome core complex, alpha-subunit complex; nucleus. The record is from RefSeq and is a predicted model, not a curated record.
CUCAGAAACACCAACGUCUACGACAUACCGCCUCUGUGACCUAGUACUGCUCUUUCGACCUUCCUUUUCUCGCCGACUACAUUGUAGCUUCACCCCACAGCCUUUCAAUUCUCGUCCACACAAACAGCCACCAUGUUCAUAGCACGAAGCGAAUAUGAUCGCGGCAUCAACACCUUCUCGCCCGAAGGCCGCCUCUUCCAAGUCGAAUACUCGUUAGAAGCCAUUAAGCUCGGCUCAACAGCGAUAGGUGUAGCAACAGGCGAAGGUGUAAUCCUCGGCGUAGAAAAGCGCGUAACAUCCACCCUCCUCGAAACCAGCUCGGUCGAGAAGAUUGUCGAAAUCGACCGCCACAUCGGCUGUGCCAUGUCCGGCCUGCAAGCCGAUGCACGAAGCAUGGUCGAGCAUGCCCGCGUCGAGAGCCAGAACCACGCCUUCAAUUACAACGAGCCACUGCGCGUCGAGAGCUGCACGCAGGCGAUAUGCGAUUUGGCGCUGCGAUUUGGCGAGGGUGCUGAGGGAGAGGAGAGCAUCAUGAGUAGGCCGUUUGGCGUGGCGCUGUUGAUUGCGGGUUACGAUGAAGAUGGGCCGAGUCUAUAUCACGCCGAACCCUCCGGUACUUUCUACCGCUACGAUGCCAAAGCUAUCGGAUCCGGAUCCGAGGGUGCACAAGCAGAGCUCCAGAACGAAUUCCACAAGUCGCUUACCCUGCCUGAGGCCGAGGUGCUCGUGCUCAAGACACUGAAGCAGGUUAUGGAGGAGAAGCUAGACAGCAAGAAUGUGCAGUUGGCAAGUGUGACCAAGGACAAGGGCUUCAGGAUCUACACGGAUGCGGAGAUGGCGGAGGUCGUAGGAAGGCUGCCCACGAAUUAGGUCAUGAGUAGCAAGCGCGGAGUACAAUCGCGAUAGGCCACGAUCUGGAGAUGUAGAGGAUAUCAAAAGGAGCAUCUUAAAGCGCCUAUCAUAGUCACGAUCAAUGAAGCCAUGCAUGCAUCUUGCACAGGAUUGACCAGAAGAAAUGUCUAUUCCGCAAUCGCAGCCGCUAAUGUACAGCAUGCUAUUCCAUCUUGAUGCUCAUGCCACGCUUUGUAUGGUACAUCGUCCCCCGUCAGCCUCCUCGUUCCUCCAUUGCAACCCUUCUGAAACGCAAUGCAUCUAAAAUGGGUUGUCCUCGGGCGCAAUCUCCUUCCUGAAGAAUUCACGCAGAACCGGGAUCUUCAUGACAAUGUCAUCGCGGACCGUGGGGACUUCAGCGAAGAAGAAGAACGCGAAGAAGCCAGCUGCGCCGCCGAAGCCACCGGCA